This is a messenger RNA of Kluyveromyces marxianus DMKU3-1042, 672 nucleotides long. It is a transcript of the gene ERG2, whose product is annotated as C-8 sterol isomerase ERG2. Gene Ontology annotation, biological process: ergosterol biosynthetic process. NCBI's taxonomy places the organism in Eukaryota, Fungi, Ascomycota, Saccharomycetes, Saccharomycetales, Saccharomycetaceae. The record is from RefSeq and is a predicted model, not a curated record. The transcript has a single exon. Gene Ontology annotation, cellular component: endoplasmic reticulum. The coding region runs from base 1 to 672 and encodes 223 amino acids.
AUGAAAUUGCUGAAGUUAGGCUUGUUCUUUGCAGCUGCGUACUAUGUCAUGAACAGCUUGCUGUACACAUGGUUACCAAGAAAUUACAUCUUUGACCCAAAGGAUUUGAAUCAAAUUGUUAAUACUGCGCUAGCUGAAUAUGAUUUGGAAUCUGAGUCGUUUGACUUGAAAGUAAUGUUGCAGGACAUCAGGGACAGAUUAGCCAAUCAUUAUGGUGAAGAGUACAUCAACAAGUACGUUGAAGAAGAAUGGGUUUUCAACAACGCCGGUGGUGCAAUGGGUCAGAUGAUAAUCUUACAUGCUAGUAUCAGUGAGUAUUUGAUCUUCUUUGGUAGUGCAGUGGGAACUGAAGGCCAUACUGGUGUUCAUUUCGCAGAUGACUACUUUACAAUUCUAUACGGUGAACAAAGAGCCAGUCUCCCACACAAUCUAGUUCCUGAAGUUUACAAGCCUGGUGACACUCACCAUUUACAAAAGGGUUACGCCAAACAAUAUUCUAUGCCUACCGGCUCAUUCGCAUUAGAAUUGGCUCAGGGCUGGAUUCCAGCCAUGUUGCCAUUCGGAUUCCUAGACACUUUCUCUAGUACUCUAGAUUGGUACACUUUGAUCAAGACUGUGUACUUGACUGGCAGAGACAUGAUCAAAAACCUAGUUCAAAACGCUAAGUUCUGA